ACUCAAAAUAAAUACAAGCAAAGGUUAAAAAAUAAAUAUUAUAUAAAAUUCACUCAUGAAGGCCAAACCUGGUUCUGCGUAACAUUUUUUUCAGUCCUAAGGUGUAAUAAAAUUUUGAUAAUGAAGGUUUAGGACUAGGUUGAUUACUUAGACCAGGAUAAUUGACGAUUUCAAAAUGUUCAUCCAUACUAGCUUUUCGGUAGACUUCAAAUAAGUUUUCCACGCAAUAAAAAUUCUGAACUCAGACUUAUUUGAUGAGAGAUGCAAUUUCAAACCAAGACAUCUCAGUUCACAUACACAGGUUUAGGAAGAUACAUCAAAUUUAGUUAUUAGAGGUUAAAACAUACUUUAGGACGACACUAGUUGGAACAAUUUUAAUAUAUAUAAGUAUUGAGGCGGUAGAUAAAGCUUUAUUCUAACCUAGUUCUGUAAAUCUCCGCUAGAUGGCAACACUUUUUUGAAUUCUCCAUAACUUUUUACCCAGGGGGCCAACUCAUGUCCACUCAAUAGCUAGUCUCUCAACAGUUAACUUCAAAAAAGUGCCAUGGCUAACGAAGAACAACGCUACAGGAUAAAAAUCCUUUACGAAAAACGGCGGUCACUCAGCCAGAUCCACGAUGAAAUGGUAAAUACGUACCAGGCUGCAUGCCCUGAACUCCCUACUAUACAGUAUUGGUAUCACCAGUGCAAAAUUGGUCGACAGGAUAUGAGUAAUAGGACUUUAACUGGAAGGCCGCCAGAAAUUGACUAUGAAAGUCUCGCCCCCCGUAUCUUGGCUGCACUUAAAAAAGAUAAGAAAUCAACUUUGGACGAGCUUUCUGUGAUGUUUGGUGUAUCAAAACCCACCAUUCAUAUAUCCUCCAUGACUACCUAAGGCUCAAUAAGUUAGGUCCAGUCUUUGUCCCACACACUCUCACAUCUGACCAAGAAAAACAAAGAAUGGCAGCUGCUCAACGUGGUUUGGUGUGCUACAACAGAAGCCAUAAGAUGUUUUUCCAAAAACUAUUCACGUGUGACGAGACCUGGUUGUCCGUGUAUCAAGAAGAGACCAGAUCGGAGUCACUAGAAUGGGUGAGUGACCGGUCAGAACUGACUCGAGUCCCAACUAGUGAAAGACGUGACCCAAAAGUGAUGGCGACUGUCUUCUGGGAUUCUGACGGCAUCAUUAAAAUUUUUUGGAUAAAACAAGGUGCCACCAUAAACGGAGAGGUUUACAGACAAUAUUUAGUCGAAGUGAAUUCUUUAAUUCGGAGUUUAAAGUGUGGUAUAGGCUCAACAAAGACUCUUUAUCUUCAAGAUAAUGCCAGACCCCAUAAGGCAGUUGCAACUAUGGACCGCAUAAAGGAAUUAGGAUGGGCUUUGCUUGCCCACCCCCCUAUUCUCCUGAACUGGCUCCCUCCGACUUUUUAAUCUUUAGAAAUUUGAAAAGAUAUGUAAGGGGGCGGAGAUUUUCGUCUCUAGAUGAGCUAAAGGCUGAAGUUGAAGCAUAUUCUGCAAGGCAGCCCCCCAAAUGGUAUGCAGAGGGGAUGGAAGGCCUAAUACCCCGCUACUAACGCUGUAUCAGUGCCUCUGGCAAAUAUUUCGAAUAAAAAUGUUGAUACCGCCACCCUAUCACCAUUAGAAUAAAGCCUUAUCUACCGCCUCAAUAUAAAGGUAAAAGACAAUAGCAUAUCAAUUUCUAAGUUCAAUUGGCCAGGGCUUCCGCAGUUGGUCCAUACGACGACCAAACAAAAAAAUGUCGGCCAUUUUAUGCGGAGUGAGGGAGAAAAUCAUCCUCACAAAUGGCCGACCCAGCAAAAACCAACCAAUUGUGGCCUUUCCCUACCUACUGGAGGUAGGGCAAGGUAGUGUUAACCGAAACUGGUUAAAAACCAGCUUUGCCUUCCAAUCGUAAAAUUUCAUCUUGACAAUUCAUACCAAACUUUUUCCGAUCAGGUUACUUACUUAUACAAUAAAUUUUCAACGAUAUUUUAUUGAUAUUUGAUUCAAUUUGAUUUACAGUGAUCAGCAUUCAUGAUGUCGGAGCAGGUAAGCCAUAGAAAAAUCUAAAACUAAAAUCUUAACUAAAUAAUGUUUUUCAGAAUUUAGAUGUUAAGGCUUCAUGUCAAGAAGCAGAACUAUCCGUCUCCUCUCAAAGGGUAAGUGCACUUCUUUCUAUGUCUAAUUCAUUAUUAAUAAUUGCUGUUUUAAUCUUUCAUCUCCAGAUUAUGCGAAUUCAUGCAGAUCUAUCAGAAGAAGAUUAUGUCUCCUCUCAGAAGGUAAUGCCAAUUGAUGCAGAUCUAUCAGAAGAAGAUUAUGUCUCCUCUCAAUGGCUCAUUCAGGAGCCAACUGAUGAAGACGUAUCAGAAGAAAAAGGUGAAACUGGCUCGGCUCAGAAAGUGCAGUCAGUGGAAGCCGUUUUGUGCAGUUUGGGUGAGCCAUCGGAAGCGAAAGUGCUGUCUCAGUGCCAAUGUAGCAUGAUGGUUCAAAAACAGAUUCAGAUAAUGGAAUUAUCGAUUCAAGAAUUACAGAAUUCAAUAAAGGAUAUUCAAGCACAACUAGCUCCACAAUUCGCUACUGAGCAGUAAAAUUGCUUUUUUAUCAACAUUGAUAAUUAAUAUCAACAUUUGUAAUCAAACAAUAAAGUUUAAUUUGUUUUCAAUGUUUUGUGAUUUAAUUUGUUCAAUUCAUAUCCAAUAUGCUUAAUAGCCAGCAACAGGAAAUUCAAAAUGCAAUUCAAUUUUUCAACGAUUGUCUGUUGCUUUUUACUUCUUAGGCAGUCGAUCCUCUAACCAAGGCGUCAGGAUAGAUAUUAAUUGAAGAACCGAACCGCAACCAGAUAGGGAUUAUUUAGAUAAAAGAGAUUUGCGACGCAGCAUUGCUUGUGUCUUUUUCUCUUCCUACGAGUUGCCAAAACAGGUGAAUUAUCAUGAUUGAAUGUUAUUGAAUCAGAAAAAAGAUUCAAUUUCAGUAUAAAACGGUGUUUAGACCGUAAAAGCUUGUAGUCAUUUUUCUUGAUUAUCCGCCUCAGGUUUUUCUCGGGCCUGAGAACAAUCUGAGGUUGCCAGUCAAGUGAAAUGGAAGAAAAAGAAAUUCUGUUUAAUUAAGUUGUAUUCAAUUUUCUCAGUCUUUUUCGCGUUCAAAGUAUUAAUU
Molecule: messenger RNA, 3132 nt
Organism: Tetranychus urticae (two-spotted spider mite)
Lineage: Eukaryota; Metazoa; Arthropoda; Arachnida; Trombidiformes; Tetranychidae
Source: RefSeq, a predicted model, not a curated record